Molecule: messenger RNA, 768 nt
Organism: Condylostylus longicornis
Lineage: Eukaryota; Metazoa; Arthropoda; Insecta; Diptera; Dolichopodidae
Product: trypsin-like
Exons: 3
Coding region: 1-768 (255 amino acids)
Biological process (GO): proteolysis
Molecular function (GO): serine-type endopeptidase activity
Source: RefSeq, a predicted model, not a curated record
AUGUUUCCUAUAUCGAUUGGCACAAUUGUGAUAUUUUUCGUGUUAAUUGCUAACGCUAAAACAGAAAUUACUGAAAUUCCAUUGAAGAUCGAUGAUCGUAUAGUUGGUGGUUCUGCAUUAAAAGUAGUAGAUCGUAAAUAUCAAGUAGGAAUUUCACUAGGACCAUAUCUAUGCGGUGGUUCAUUAAUUACGAUGGAAUGGGUUUUAUCUGCAGCCCAUUGUGUACAUGGGCAAACCGCGAGUAGCACAUAUGUGCGAGCUGGGUCUAAUAAUUGGGAUUUUGGUGGUGUUGUGAGGCAGGCAAAAAAACUUAUUGCCCAUUUCGGUUAUAAUCCGUCCACUUUACAUAAUGAUAUUUCUUUAAUUCUUUUACAAAGUCCUUUCGUUCCAACUGAUUAUAUAAGAACAAUUUCUAUAGCUAGUAAUUUACCAGCACCUGGUAAAUUAUUACGUGUAUCCGGUUUUGGUCUUACUUCGAAUAAUGGUAAUUUGGCUCCAUAUUUGCAAGGUGUUUGGGUUAAUAUGCUUUCAUUUGAAACGUGUCAACAACUUUACAAUAAUGCUUUGUCGAAUACAAUGUUUUGUGCUGGAGAUGAAGCUGGAAAAAGCUCUUGUCAGGGUGAUUCUGGUGGUCCAAUAACGUAUGACGGAUAUCUAGUAGGGGUUGUUUCAUGGGGUUAUGAUUGCGGUGAUCCAACUCAUCCUACUGUUUAUACGAGAGUACCACUUUAUGAUACUUGGAUUGAAAAUACAAUGAAGAACAACUAA